CUUCCCUUUAAAUAUCAAUAGACAGCAGCGUUGUCUCUGGUUUGAAAAGCAGGUGUAGGAUCGCAGGAGCUUGUGGACAGGAGCCUUGCACUCUCUCUGAACCUGGCAGAAUUUCACUCACUAUUAUUAAAUUUAAGUAUUAUUUUACUUACUAUAAUUUGUCAUGGCUGAGUCUGGUUUCCCUUUACCACCAGAUGAUUUCUGUCUGCUGUGUGUGGACACACUGAGAGACCCAGUCACCAUCCCCUGCGGUGACACCUACUGCCUGGAGUGCAUCAAGGUCUACUGGGACCAGUUUGACCACAUGGGUGUGUACAGCUGCCCGCAAUGCCGCGCAACUUUCACCCCACGGCCUGUGCUGAGACGUAACCUGCCAGACGUAAACCACGAGCCACGGCGCCAGCUUCCGGAGCUCACUCCUUUCCCCUACAUGCAUCGGGAAUCCUUCUGCGACUUCUGCGUCGGCCGUCGCAACAAGGCCGUCAAGUCGUGCCUCAUGUGCUUGGCUUACUACUGUGAAAUGCACGUCAAGCCUCAUUAUGAGUCAUCUACCUUCAAGAGACACAAGUUGGUGGAUGAGACGGGUCACCUGGACAGGAAGAUCUGCCCCCAGCAUGAGAAAGGCCUGGAGCUGUUCUGUCGCUCUGACCAGAUGUGUAUCUGUGUGUUGUGUACUGUCAGAGAGCACCGCAGCCACAACAUCACCUCAGCAGAAGAAGAGCGCGUCGAGAAACAAAAAGUCCUGGUGGUCACCCAGUCUGAAGUGCAGUACAUCAUCCAGGAGAGGAUGAAGGAGCUGCAGGAGCUCAAGCACAAUGUGGAUGUUCUCAAAGUAAGAACAGACAUAGCCUCAUCAAACAUCAAUAGUGCUGCCCAGCGAGCACAGGCAGAAAGUGAUAAGACCUUCCACGAAAUGCUCCAGGCGGUGGAGCGCUGGAAGGCUGAAAUCAACCAGAUGAUAACGGCCAACAUGCAGGCAGCGAUGUCGCAGGCUGAGGGCUACGUGGAGCGUCUGGAGCAGGAGAUACUGGAGCUACAGCGCAGAGAUGCAGAGCUACGGCAGAUCCUCGAGACAGAGGACAACAUCCACUUUCUGCAGAAUUUUCCAACCCUGUGUGUUCCUCCCGAGGCCAUGGUGCCCAAAGUGCUCAUCAACCCUCAGUUCUCCUUUGGAGAGAUGAGCAAGACUGCCACAGAGAUGAAGGAACAUCUAGAUGACAUCUGUAAGAAAGAACUGAGCAAAAUCUCCAAGACAGUCAGUGAAACCCCCGUGUACAUACUUCUGCCAAGAAAUGGAGACAAACGACUGAAAGUUCCUUCCAGAGUGGAUUUUCAGGAGCCAAAAAUAAGAACGGACUUCUUGAGAUAUUCCUGUAAGAUGUCCUUCGAUCCAAACACAGUCUAUAAAGAGCUGGUUCUGUCGGACGGGAACCAGAAGGUCACGCGGAAGAAAACAGUCCAGUUUUACCAAGAUCACCCAGAACGCUUUGAUGGCUUCUCCCAGGUGCUGUGCAAGGAGCCUCUUACUGGUUUCAGAUUUUACUGGGAGGCGGAGUGGGGCGGGGAGUUUUCCAUCGGGGUGGCCUACAAGAGCAUCAGUCGCAAGGGGAAGAAUUCACACAGUCUGCUGGGCUACAACGACAAGUCUUGGAGUCUCCUCUGCUCAGAGUCAGGUUACUCUGUCUGGCACAACAAAACAGACCGAGAGCUUCCUGAUGCUCCACGGGCUACAAGAAUUGGUGUGUACCUGGACUAUGCAGGCAACACUGUGGCCUUUUACUCAGUUUCAGAGACUAUGGAGCUUAUCCACAGUUUCAAAGCUCAGUUCAGUGAGCCUUUGUAUGCUGGUUUUGGUGUGGGCUCCUCAGUUACCCUGUGCCAGCUGAAGCACAGUCCCAGACCUUACUGAGAUUUAAAACACUGAGGAGCUGUAGAAGUCCAAGUACUAAAUAUUGACUGUGAAGUACAAUUUAUUGUCUGUAAAAAAUUAAUUUUAAACCCUCUAUUGUACUGAUUAUUUUAUUGUUAUGACCAUACCCGUAUGUUCCUGUAAUAUGUUGAUAAUGUCUCUUAAUGUAAUUUCAAGGCCAUUAUUUUAGAUCAAUGCCAAUGUGUUUAUUUCAUGCAAUAUUAUGCAUAUAUUGAUGUAAUCCUGCCACUGCCAGUGAUAAUCUAAUAAUUAUCUGUAGAUAAAUAGCAAGUACGUUUGUUCGUAUGUACAGUUAUGUUACUUUUUUUUUGAAUGUGUGUCCUGCAGCGCUGCCCACUUCUGCCUUAACAGCCUCCAGCUUUUGAAAGAACUCAGGCUCACAUAAUCAAUAUUAUCUUUCAUAUUACAUUUCAAAUGUAAUUAAUUGUCUUCCAUGCUAUUGUAAUGACUCUAAACUGCAGCGAUGCUUUACAUGUGCUAACUAGCAAUUACUAUGCACUUUCAGUUCCUGAUCUCCUUGCAGUUGUUGAAUAGAUUGUGCUUAGUACUUACACCAAGGUCUCCUUCUGCACUGAAGCUUUAGUGAUGUCUCUCACUUGUAAGUCGCUUUGGAUAAAAGCAUCUGCCAAAUGAGUAAAAAGUGCAUUACUGCAACCCUAAGUGUAGAAUAAAUGAAACACUGUAGAUUAAAAAAAAAAAAAAACGGCUAACAUGUUUUUUAUAGCAACAAUCCUCACAUAAAAUAUGAAUAUGGACUAUAAGUAUAUAAUGAGAUUGGAGACACAUUUUAUAUGUAUGAAGCUCUCUAUUCUAUUCUCCCUUCUACUUUAUUUUCUGCAUCCAAAAUAUAGAUUGUAAGUAAGUAAGUGUAAGUUGAGCUGCUGUUUUAUUAUAAACCACAAUUUAAGCAAUCAACAGUUAAUCCACAAACAAGUUAAAGCAUACAGUGCAUCAUGCUGUGAGCAGUAUUCCUAAAAUAACGAGAAUAUACAUAUUUUCUUGGGAAAUAAACUUGAGUUUACUUCAGACACAGAUAAGGGUAGGUAGAAGGCUAAAUGCUCAUGAGACAAGCACAAUGAAUACUUAAUACCCAAAUACAACAUUUAGGCAAAAAGAAGUAUUGCAGAAAAUAUUUGACUAUUGGUCUUAACUUAAAACUUAACUUAAAAACUCAAAGCUCAAGACUUAUAUCAGGGAAAAAUAAUAUUUAACAUAAAACUAAAAAAUAUCUCAGGUAACACUAGGUAUGAGGAAAAUAUGAUUUUGUCAAAGUGAGUUGAACUGACAGUAACUUGCUGAGGCUGUCAUCUCUCCCAGCAGACGGGGUAAAAGGCGGGGCACAGAUUGGAAACAUGUUUCCAAGGUGUUGAGCCUUAACUCACUUUAAUAUUCAUUAAAAAUUUCCAUUUUGCAUCCUGUUUAGUGAUUGUUUUGAGAGUGUAUUUGAUUAUGUCAACAGUAAAAAAAAAACAAUAACACCAUGCAAGGAUAUUUCCAUGUCAGUUCCAAUCGUCACUUCACUGCUGCCCGACCAGAACUCCAGACACUGCGAACUUCCGCACCAGGUUUGA
Molecule: messenger RNA, 3501 nt
Organism: Seriola aureovittata
Lineage: Eukaryota; Metazoa; Chordata; Actinopteri; Carangiformes; Carangidae
Gene: ftr84
Product: finTRIM family, member 84
Exons: 7
Coding region: 164-1909 (581 amino acids)
Molecular function (GO): zinc ion binding; protein binding
Source: RefSeq, a predicted model, not a curated record